This is a messenger RNA of Umbelopsis ramanniana AG, 608 nucleotides long. RefSeq lists its product as uncharacterized. Gene Ontology annotation, molecular function: RNA binding. The record is from RefSeq and is a predicted model, not a curated record. NCBI's taxonomy places the organism in Eukaryota, Fungi, Mucoromycota, Umbelopsidomycetes, Umbelopsidales, Umbelopsidaceae. Bases 151 to 465 code for a protein of 104 amino acids. The transcript is spliced from 3 exons. Gene Ontology annotation, biological process: mRNA splicing, via spliceosome. Gene Ontology annotation, cellular component: precatalytic spliceosome; P-body; U6 snRNP.
AAUGUUUGAACCUCGAAAAUUUCAUUUCACAAUAACUGAAGUUUCGCCGAUCAGUCACGUGCCUACUUGAAACCAGCGACCUGCUCCGUUAUUUUUUGUUGGCCCACGCUUUUCAUUACAGUAGAUCCAACAGCCAACCAAGCAAGCAAUAUGCUCUUCUAUUCUUUUUUCAAGACUCUUGUAGAUCAGACAGUUACCAUCGAACUCAAAAACGAUCUCGCCAUUACCGGAACCUUGGUGUCUGUAGAUCAGUUCUUGAACAUCAAAUUAGACAACAUAAAGGUGGUAGAUGAAGCUCGAUACCCACACAUGAUAACCGUCAAGAAUUGCUUCAUUCGUGGUUCAGUGGUUCGCUAUGUCCAACUGCCUUCGCAAGCCGUCGAUACAGCGUUGCUUCAAGAUGCUGCAAGAAGAGAGGCUGCUCAACCAUCAACUGCACAACAAGGAAAUGUUAGAGUGAAAUAGUCGACUGUAAUAUGUUUGAGACUCUAUCUUUCAACAUUGUAUUAUAAAGAAGUUAUCCACACUUAAACACGUCUAUUAUCUAUUACACGCCAUCGCUGCUGAUCAGCUUUAGCAUGGCAUCUAUGAUUGGUGAUGUUGUUACU